Ilex paraguariensis (yerba mate) is the source of this 606-nucleotide messenger RNA. Lineage: Eukaryota; Viridiplantae; Streptophyta; Magnoliopsida; Aquifoliales; Aquifoliaceae. The record is from the annotation of a GenBank genome assembly.
AUGACAGAGAGAGGAGCUGGAACAUCUGAAAAACACUUCCCUUCAAGAAUAUUUUUGCAACUAACCCCAGUUCUACAGACCUCUGUUCUAAGCGUAUCAGUCAGCAAAUCUUCGGAGAACCCAUCAAUAGAGAUCGGCCAUGAAAAGACCAUCGAAGGUUCAUUUGAUCCACCCAAUUCCUACCUGGGUCUCAAGGUUUCAGCUGGAGAGACAGUGACGAUGAGCUUGAAGCCAUGGAAGUUCGAGCAAUCUGUUUAUGGAGACAGUGCAAAUUUGAACUGGUUUCUUCACGAUAGUGCUGAUGGGAGAGAGGUCUUCUCAUCGAAGCCUUCCAAGUUUGCUUUGCUUCACCCCAAUGCCUGGUUCAAGAACAGGUACUCAAGUGUUUACCGGCCUUUCACCCGGCAAGGAGGAGUUAUUUUCGCCGGCGACGAGUACGGAAAGGCAGUGUGUUGGAAGGUGGACAAAGGUGCCAUGGGGAAGUUGAUGGAGUGGGAGAUUAAAGGGUGGAUUUGGUUGACAUAUUGGCCAAAUAAACAUAGAACAUUUUAUACUGAGACUAGGAGGUUGGAAUUUAGAGAAACCCUUCAGCUUUCGUUUUCAUAG